This is a messenger RNA of Orycteropus afer afer, 2082 nucleotides long. It is a transcript of the gene CCDC177, whose product is annotated as coiled-coil domain containing 177. Lineage: Eukaryota; Metazoa; Chordata; Mammalia; Tubulidentata; Orycteropodidae. Bases 1 to 2082 code for a protein of 693 amino acids. The record is from RefSeq and is a predicted model, not a curated record. The transcript has a single exon.
AUGGUGGACCCCGUUCCUGAAGAGAAGACGGAAGCAGAGCUCGGAGACUCAGGAGGAGACGGAGCCGCUGCGUCGGUGCCCCCUGACGCCCAGGGCGCCCAGGAGCCUGCGGCCUCCUCGGCCUCAGCGGCGGUGCCCCGCAAGGCAGACGUCCCAUGCGUGGCAGAAGGCGGGCGGCGGGAGCAAUCUCCGCUGUUGCACCUCGACCUAUUCAACUUCGACUGUCCGGAGGCCGAGGGCAGCCGCUACGUGCUGACCAGUCCUCGCUCCCUAGAGGCUUGUGCCCGGUGUGCCGUCAAGCCGGUGGAGCUGCUUCCACGGGCCUUGGCCGACCUGGUGCGAGAAGCCCCGGGCCACUCCAUGCGCGUGGCCACAGGCCUCUACGAGGCGUAUGAGGCGGAGCGGCGCGCCAAGCUGCAGCAGUGCCGUGCGGAGCGCGAGCGCAUCGUGCGUGAGGAGAAGCGGCGUCUCUUCACGCCGCUGGGCGCGGCCCCGAGCGCGGCCCCGAGCGCGGGCAGCAGCAGCAGCUGCAGCAGCGCCAGCCUUCCGGCCUCUCCCGCGCCCCGCGCGGCCCGAAAAGCCUCUCCCAGCCUCUCCCCGGCCAGGACCCAACCUCCGCCCGCGGGCUCGCGGACAGGUAGGAAAAGCCACUCGCUGGAUUCGCUAUCUCGCCGACGCGAGGGCGCCCUCAGCUCCGAAUCCGGCGCGUCGUCGUCAUCUUUCAGCGGAGAGAGCCUGCGGGAACUGCGCUGGCCGCCGCGACCCUCGGCCAGGCAUAGCUACCCGGCGGGGUCGGCGUCCUCCGCUCCCAACCCUCUGGGCCGUCCCUCCGCCCUGGCCUUGGUUCCAAUCACCGGCCGCAGCUUCAGCCUGGGCGACUUGAGCCACUCGCCGCAGACGGCCCAGCACGUGGAGCGCAUCGUGCGGCAAGUGCGUGCCGAGCGGGGCCUACGCGGGGUGCCCGAGCGUGACCGGAAGAUCGCUGCGCUCAUGCUGGCGCGGUACCAGGAGGAGCGCCUGUUGCUGGAGCAGCGCGUCGCAGCCCACGGUCAGUGGGAGCAGCAGCGCGUGCGCGCAGAGCAGCGGCGCGAGAACGAGGAGCGCGAGAAACAGCGCUCCUUGGAGUUGGGUCGCCGGGCCUGGGCUGCGCAGGUGGAGGAGCGGCGGGGUCGCCGGGGCCGCGAGGAGCGUGAGGCGGCACGGCGGCGGCAGCGACAGUGCGAGCGCAGCGAGGAGCGGCGGCGGGAGCUAGCCGAGCAACAGGGCCUGCUGCGGCGGGAGCGGGCGGAUCGCGCGGCCCGGGAAGACCGGCUUCGUAAGCUGCAGCAGGAGCAGAACCUGAAGAAGCGGGAAGAGGGCCUGCAAGAGGGGCGCGAGCGGGCGGAGCAGGUCCGCAGGGAGCGCGCCCAGCGGGCAGCCCGCACCAAGCAGCGGCAGGAGGACCAGCUGCAGCGGGAGAAACGGGAGCUAAGCCGGGCUGAGCGUGCGCGCCACGAGGCGCUGCUGCAGUGCCGGGCCCAACAGGAGAACAAGGAGCGGGAGGGCCUGCGGAGCUCCCUGGCGGCCAGCUUGGGCCGCGCACAGGAGAACUAUGAGCAGUUGGUGGAGCAGCGCACCCGGGAACUGCGGGAGCGGGCACGCCGGGAGGAACUGCAGAGCCGGCGGGCCAAAGAAGCGGCCGAGCGCAAAGAGAGGGAGCACCAGGCCCACCUGGAGGCUCUGGCCCGGGCCGGAGAGCGGCGGCUGCAGCACGCGGCGCAGGCGGCCGAAGAGGCGGUUCAACAGAAAGCGAGGCGCGUGGUCCAGAGCCGGCUGGAGAAGGAGCGGGCCCAGCGCGCCAACAAGGAGAAGGUGGACAGGGACGAAGACUGCCGCCGGCGGGAGCUGCUCCAGGCUAUCGGGCGUAAGCUGGAGCGCAGCGAGCAGCUCUCGCGGGAGCGGCGCAGCGCACUGGAGAGCGCCCGCUCCACCGCCCGCGCCUCCUUCCACGUUCGCGAGAAGGUACGGGAGGAGACCAACACGCGCUCCUUCGACCGGAUGGUGCGGGAGGCCCAGCUACACGCUAGCCUGGACCGCAAAUGA